This is a messenger RNA of Rodentolepis nana, 258 nucleotides long. Lineage: Eukaryota; Metazoa; Platyhelminthes; Cestoda; Cyclophyllidea; Hymenolepididae. The record is from the annotation of a GenBank genome assembly.
AUGGUUCACCCCUAUCCAACUGAGGAUGAAAAGCGACAAAUUGCCAGCCAGACAAAUUUGACCCUUUUGCAGGUCAAUAACUGGUUCAUUAACGCCCGACGACGAAUUCUUCAACCCAUGCUGGAGACCACGGGUCCCUACAGUUCCACCGGUAGGUCAGGCUCAGGAGAAGGGGUCUGUGGUUGGGGCGGGCACAAGAGCAAAAAUGGAGACCAACCUCUGGUUAAUAAAAAGAAAAAGGCUGCAACCACUAGGUAA